AUGAAUGAACCUUUUUCUGCCUUGAUAAUCGGUGGAACGGAGAACGACAGCUGUGUGCGAGUUUGUCGGGAGUUGAUUUUUAAAUAUGGUAUCAAUGUUACUAUUGUGGGUGUUUUUGACACUCGUGAUGAGAUCCUCUACGGUUUGGAAGAGUAUUAUAAAAGUUCAGAUAUCAGGGUCAAAAGUUGGUUCUCGACGUUUGACUCACAUAUUGAUUUAAUUAAUUCUAGGAGAAAUAACUACCGGUUCAUUAGCAUAUAUACCCAGAACUGGGCAAAAUACCUAGUUGGUGUUAAUGUGGUUAUUAACCUCACUCAAUAUUACGAGCCCAGUUUUGGGUCUUUAUUGACAACUCCGGUGACGGAAGUGCAAGAGGGCAUUGAAAGGUGGUGUCACGUGGUUGAGUUGUUAAACCAAGUAAUGUUUCAAACCAAGUGUUGCAUUGCGACCCUAGUCCAAAAGGAUAUGGAAUUUGAGAGAGGUCACCGAGUGUUGGUAAAUAGCAUGCUACAAUAUUUGGAUGGUUCUUGCUGUAAUUCACCUCAGAAUUUUAACGUAUUCUUCACUGAAGCUCAAUUAUUCCAGCAAUUUGAAAAUGGAACCUACAUAGAUAUAAUGCGAUGA
Molecule: messenger RNA, 624 nt
Organism: Kluyveromyces marxianus DMKU3-1042
Lineage: Eukaryota; Fungi; Ascomycota; Saccharomycetes; Saccharomycetales; Saccharomycetaceae
Exons: 1
Coding region: 1-624 (207 amino acids)
Source: RefSeq, a predicted model, not a curated record